Zonotrichia albicollis (white-throated sparrow) is the source of this 4358-nucleotide messenger RNA. The record is from RefSeq and is a predicted model, not a curated record. NCBI's taxonomy places the organism in Eukaryota, Metazoa, Chordata, Aves, Passeriformes, Passerellidae.
GGAGCCCCGAUGGACAUGAGAGGAGAGCAGCACACAUCCUGACCCCCGCCCCUCACGGCUGCCCCUGCCAGCCCUGGGACUAUGGAGGAGUGGAAGCCCAACCCGCCCGUGAAGCCCCACAAGAAGCGGAGCUGGUACCUUGCCUGGAAGUACAAGCUGAUGAACCAGCGUGCGCUGCGGAAGCUGUGCCAGACAGGUGCUGUCCUCUUCCUGCUUGUGACUGUAAUUGUGAACAUCAAGCUGAUCUUGGACACCAGGAGAGCUGCUUAUGAGGAGGAAGAGGAGUCUGCACAGGACUAUGAUGAUGAGAUGCUGAAUGUGGAGGUCCCCAGGCACCCUGUCAACAACAAGAAGGUCCUGGAUGUCGAGGUGUACUCCAGCAGGUCAAAGGUCUAUGUGGCUGUGGAUGGGACAACGGUCCUGGAAGAUGAGGCUCGGGAGCAGGGAAGAGGGAUCCAUGUCAUCGUCUUAAAUCAGGCCACGGGACAUGUGAUGGCCAAGAGGGUCUUUGACACCUAUUCCCCCCAUGAAGAUGAAGCCAUGGUACUUUUCCUCAACAUGGUAGCCCGGGGCAGGAUCUUAAUCUUCACCAUUAAGGAUGAAGGCUCCUUUCACCUCAAGGAGACAGCCAAGAAUGUCCUGAAAAGCCUGGGGAGCCAAGUUGCACCUUUCCUGAGCUGGAGAGACAUGUGGACAUUUGUGGGCAAGAAGGGGGGAGAAGUGUAUGGGGAGAAGCACGCCAAGUCACCUGCCCUCUCAACGUGGGGUGACCCCGUUCUGCUGAAGACAGAAGUUCACUUGACAUCUGUGGAAGAUGCUGAGUGCCACUGGCCCGACACGGAGCUGAACCGGCGCCGCAAGCGGUUCUGCAGCAAAGUGGAAGGGUACGGCAGCGUCUGCAGCUGCAAGGACCCCACACCCAUCGAGUUCAACCCUGACCCUCUGAAAGACAAUAAAGUCUUUGAUGUGCCAGUAGCUGUGAUUGCAGGGAACCGCCCCAACUACCUGUACAGGAUGCUGCGUUCCUUGCUGUCGGCUCAGGGUGUCAAUCCACAGAUGAUCACAGUCUUCAUUGAUGGAUACUACGAGGAGCCAAUGGAUGUCGUGGAGCUGUUUGGCCUCUCAGGAAUACAGCACACUCCCAUCAGCAUUAAAAACGCCAGAGUUUCCCAGCACUACAAAGCCAGUCUGACUGCAACCUUCAACCUGUUCCCGGAUGCUAAAUUUGCUGUGGUUCUGGAGGAAGAUCUUGACAUUUCUGUUGACUUCUUCAGCUUCCUGAGCCAGUCAAUACACCUGCUGGAGGAGGAUGAGAGCCUGUACUGCAUCUCUGCUUGGAAUGACCAGGGCUAUGAGCACACAGCUGAGGACCCAUCACUCCUGUACCGUGUGGAAACCAUGCCAGGCCUGGGGUGGGUGCUCCGGAAGAGCCUGUACAAGGAUGAGCUGGAGCCAAAGUGGCCGACCCCAGAGAAGCUCUGGGACUGGGACAUGUGGAUGCGGAUGCCCGAGCAGCGGAAGGGCCGGGAGUGCAUCAUCCCGGACAUCUCGCGCUCCUACCACUUCGGCAUCGUGGGGCUCAACAUGAACGGCUACUUCCAUGAAGCCUAUUUCAAGAAGCACAAGUUCAACACUGUUCCAAAUGUCCAGCUUAAAAAUGUGGAGAGCUUGAGGAAGGAUAACUAUGAGACUGAAAUUCAUCGGCUCCUGGGUGAGGCUGAGGUCUUGGACCACAGCAAGAACCCCUGUGAGGACUCCUUCGUGCCCGACACCGAGGGCAAGGUCUACGUCAUGUUCAUCAGGAUGGAGCAGGAAGCGGAUUUCACCACCUGGACUCAACUUGCCAAGUGCCUCCACAUCUGGGACCUGGACGUCCGCGGGAACCACAAGGGGCUGUGGCGGCUGUUCCGCAAGAAGAACCAUUUCCUUGUGGUGGGGGUCCCUGCCUCCCCCUACUCGUCCAAGAAGCCCUCAUCAGUGACACCCAUCUACAUGGAGCCCCCUGCCAAGGAGGAGGGGGCGGCGGCAGUGCCAGCAGCAGCAGCAGCAGAGCAGACGUGAGGCUGGCAGCUGGAAGCAAAGGGGACCAGGGGAGCACAGGGACCCCCACGGUGCAGAGACACAGCUGGCAGCAGCUCUCACAGCCUGGUGACUGGAUACAGCCUCCUGUUUUGGGCUGCAAAAGCAGAUGUUGGGCUCCCUCCAGCCCCCUGUUGUGGUCUCCCUUUCCCUUGCACAGGACAGGGUCCUUCCCUGUAGAUAUGCCACCCCAAUCCCAGGAACUUGGUUUUUUUAACACAGACACUCUACUAACGCUGCUCCUUUUGCCCCCUGGCUGGGCGAGGCUGGAGGAAGGAGAUGCUCAACUGGAGCCUAGAAGGGGUCUCAAAAAACACCUCUGCUCUCCCUUUUAGCCCCGAAGUCCUGAGAAGGCAGCAUGGUGUGAGUGCUGCAGCCUGCCAGCUGGGUGUUAUUUAUUAACUCUUGCCUGCUGGCUUUGUGCCCCAUGGUGAACACAGUGCUGAAGAGGGGAUAUUCCAGCAUCUCUCCUGUUACCUGCACGAUGGAUGCACCUUGAGGACUGUGUGCUGGUUGGACAUGUUCCUGCACACGGGCUUUGCUGCGUGGGCUGCAGGCACUGGUGCAGCCCAGCUCACAGGAAAGGGAAUGCUGGAGAGGAGCUGGACUUGCUGCAGACACAGAGGGACACCCACACCCAGCACAAGGGCGGUCAGUUCUGGAAGCUGGAGGUGAUUGUAGGUGGAGUGGACCAGGCUGUGUGCUCUGGCUCAGACUGUCCUCACCCACCUUCUGUGUGGGGAGCAGCCCUGGGUGCUGGGAGAGGGGAUGAAAGUGCCUUGCAGAGUGGGAAGGGAGCAGCCAGCAGGCAUCACGCCCUGGCUGCAGGGGCUGGGUGGGCCAGGGUCAUCUGGAGCAGGAGAUGCUGCACCAUGGUCCUUGCCUGUGGUACUGUACCCUGCCUCUCCAUCCUCCCUGCCCUGGUACCCCCUGCUUCUGCUGAAGGCAGAGGGAGUUUCUUCUCCUGAAUUCCCACCCUUACUGGGGUAAGUUGCUGGCAGGGAAGCUACGAGCUGGUCUGGGAUGGGCAGCCUGGCCAUCCCUCUGUGGUACACCCUCGUGCGGAGGGAGAGGGAGGGGGUUCCGUGCCUUAGGAAGGUGCCAGGGCCCCCUCCCAUCCCCAGCCAUUUGGUACUGAUGUCCCUGCACCUUGGGGGGACAUUCCUGGUCCUCUUGCUCAGUGCAGCUCCUUCUCAUCUGUGCAGCAGGAGAUCCAUCCUCUGCCCUUUCCCUGAGGUAACAGGGGCUCUUCCCCUUCAUUUUCUCACUGUGAACUGAGCAUUGGGGUCUACACUACACUAACUUAUUUAUUUAUUGCUCCUGGGAAGGGAUGGAUCACAGGAAGCAGCAGGGAGAGCUGGCAGCCCCCAGCCUGGCCAGGUGCAGUCAUGAGACGUUUGUCUCUUGUCCCCCUGGCUCCACCCUCUGCUCCCUGCUUUUCUCCCUUGCCCAGAAUAGGAAUGAAAACUUGUGAAGCAGGGAACUCCUCUUGGCCAGGAUGGUCCCAGUGUGGAUGCAGCACAGCUCUAGCAUGACUGCAGGGACUCUGACCCUCACAGUCCCUAGCAGACCUGCCCCAGCAGCAGGGAUAGGAUGGGAUGGGAUGGAUGCAGGAGGGAACAGAAGCAAGGGUGCAGAGUGGCAGCCUUGAGGCUGCAGUUCAGGUCUGAGGCUCAGCCCUGCCCUCCCCAGUGCUGCCCUUCCAUGGGACUGUGCUCUGGCAGCCAGUGGGCAGGUGGCCCCUGUGCUGGCCCUCAGGGUAGGGCAGGGCUUUUAUGAGGAGGGAAAAGGGAUUUUACUUCUUUCUGAGGAAAAGUAGCUUGCUCCCCAUGCCCUGCUUUGGCAGAACUUCCCAAUGGCUCUCCAUUGCCCUUCCCUGGCACCUCUGUUCCCAAGGCUCAGUUUCUCUUCCCUUGGAAACUAAAUGCAUCCUCUUGCCCUUCUCAGGUAGGGCUCAGGCUUGGCUUCUUCCCAGCUCCUCUUGGGGCUGGGGAAGGUGGUCCUAGGGAUAGGGGAUGGCUAAACAUGAGUUCCCUCUCCUCCCCUGCCACACAGGGCUGUGGCUCCCUGCUCUCAGUGACAGCACGACUGGUGGGCUUUAGGCUCCCCUUUCUCCACAUACCAUGCCAGGCCCACGGGGUGCUGUUCUCCAUCCCUCCCUGUCCCCCAGCAAGGCUCAGGCGUGGCACCGUGGCAGGGCUGGGUGUGUGGCAUCACCAGGGUUUGACGCUUUCUGAAUGGAAUUAUUUUUUCAAGAGUAAACAUUGCAAAGCUGUUGA